Messenger RNA from Saimiri boliviensis boliviensis (Bolivian squirrel monkey), 2297 nucleotides. RefSeq names its product ankyrin repeat domain 49 (gene ANKRD49). Gene Ontology annotation, cellular component: cytoplasm. Gene Ontology annotation, molecular function: protein binding. Lineage: Eukaryota; Metazoa; Chordata; Mammalia; Primates; Cebidae. The record is from RefSeq and is a predicted model, not a curated record.
GGGCUUCCGCCUGCGAACCUGCAGGAACAGCUGGCGGAUGCAAUUUCUAAAUGACUCCAGUGCUGGACUCUUCAAAGCCCCACCGGCUGGACCCGAGGCGGUCUGCUUUCCGGAAAGAAACGGCGGCAUCCGUGAGAAGAAAACAGCGCUGUCCGAACUUGCCUCUGAGAACACGCAGGGCCCUAAACCCGAAUUCGGCGGGAGAGAACGGCGUCCGUUUCUCUCGCGACACUUUAAGGACGACGUAGACGCGUCAAGUCCAGUUUGGUUCUCAUUGGCUGCCGCACUCCGUAGGGGGGGCGGGGAAAGUAGCGGAGAGGACCCGCCUCACGCAGGAGCCAAUCCUGAGCAGCCGAGGAAACGAACCCGGAAGUGAGAUGCUGCACGGCGGCGAUUUUCCCUUCUGUCCGAUCUUGAUGAAUAAAGCAGUCAUAAUUCAUCACUAGAAAGAUUGUUUUUACCCUGGCAUUUGAAAUGCUUUUUAUUUAGAAUAAUAGUAAAAAUGGAAAAAGAAAAAGGAAAUGAUGGAAUACCAGACCAAGAGAACUCCUUGGAUUUUUCUGAACACUUUAACCAACUUGAAUUGUUGGAAACACAUGGACACCUUAUUCCUACUGGGACUCAAAGUCUCUGGGUAGGCAAUUCUGAUGAAGACGAGGAGCAAGAUGAAAGAGAUGAAGAGUGGUAUCGAUUGCAAGAAAAAAAAAUGGAAAAAGACCCAAGCAAAUUGCUUCUUUGGGCUGCUGAAAAAAACCGGCUUACUACAGUGCGGAGACUACUUUCUGAAAAGGCCACUCAUGUGAACACUAGGGAUGAAGAUGAGUAUACCCCUCUUCAUCGCGCAGCCUACAGUGGACACUUAGAUAUUGUCCGGGAGCUCAUUGCACAGGGGGCAGAUGUUCAUGCAGUGACUGUGGAUGGCUGGACGCCCCUGCACAGUGCUUGUAAGUGGAAUAAUACUAGAGUGGCUUCUUUCUUACUGCAGCAUGAUGCAGAUAUCAAUGCCCAAACAAAAGGCCUCUUGACCCCUUUGCAUCUUGCUGCUGGGAACAGAGACAGCAAGGAUACCCUAGAACUCCUCCUGAUGAACCGUUACGUCAAACCAGGGCUGAAAAACAACUUGGAAGAAACUGCAUUUGAUAUUGCCAGGAGGACAAGUCUCUAUCACUACCUCUUUGAAAUUGUUGAAGGCUGUACAAAUUCUUCACCUCAGUCUUAACAGUUAUAGUAAUUUUCUUAAGUUUCUAAGUGCCAGUGCCUCCUUUGUGUGAGAUGUAAAGUAUUCCCAUAAUCAAAGUUGAUGUCAAACAUCUUACUACAAAAAUUCUGUGGUAUUCAUUAUAAUGUUCUUCCAAGCGGAUUGCCUGACUUUGAUGUCAAAUGUAUUUGAAAGUUGUUUGCAUAUAUCUUUAAUGAUUUCUGUGCAGUUUGUGGUUUUUAUCAGAAAUAAUUUUAAUGUGUGUAUACUUCAAAACUUGACACGGGUUGUAUAGAAACUGAUAUUUUUGGUGCUGAUCCAAGAGAAAUGUAUUUUUAAAUAUCCCACAUCCUGGAUCUUUGUUGAGUGAUUAGCAAUAUACAAUUAGUAAUUGUAUAUUGACAUAUAUUUUUAUAAGGUGAGGUAACUCAGAACCUAAUUUAAAAGUCUAAAAUAUUCUGAUAUAAUUCAGCGUCUUCUCUACCUUACCAUAGCCAGUUGCUUUCAUUUUAAACCAGAGCAAGUAACAUAUUAGUUACUUGAAUCUUCGUAAGUUAAGGAAAAAACAGCAAAAAAUCUAGAUCCUUGUCAUUUAGAACACAGACCAUUUUCAGGAAAGCAGUUAGCUAGGUGUUUAAUUCAUGAAUAUUGUAUACUGCCUCCCCUACCACAAUUUACACAAUCCCUUGGAUAGUCCUACCUCACCCUGGUCAACCUAAUGAUCGUUAUGCUAAUGGCGAAUCACUAUGACCUUGUAGACAUGCACACAACUAUACCUUUAUCCAAGAGAUCAUAAUAUAUCUGCUAUUCAACUGGUUUUACCUGCCUAAUCCUACAGAGUUGGGCACUGCUCUCAUAAUCUCUCGAGUUCACAGGAAAUGUUGAUUUUCUAAGGUCCUUAUUUUUACAAACUAUACAAAGGCAAACUGAUGGAAAAAUGAAUUCUCAGAGUAAGGGGAUGAUUAUUAUAUUGAGGCUAAAACCACAAAGUGGCUCAGGCUUUUAAAAAACAAACAAAUUAAAAAAAAAACCACUGUGGAUAAUGACAAACAGCAUAAGUAAAAAUAUUUGCGAAAAAUAAAGUACAAGUUUUGAACAA